Messenger RNA from Exophiala viscosa, 624 nucleotides. RefSeq lists its product as uncharacterized. Bases 1 to 624 code for a protein of 207 amino acids. NCBI's taxonomy places the organism in Eukaryota, Fungi, Ascomycota, Eurotiomycetes, Chaetothyriales, Herpotrichiellaceae. The transcript has a single exon. The record is from RefSeq and is a predicted model, not a curated record.
AUGACUUCUUCUUCCUCCCCUGUGCUGAGCACAGAAGCACGCUAUUUCGCCUAUAAACUAGGCUAUAUCUCAAAGUUCAAGAUUGAAAGAGAAGCCAAAAAGACCGAGCCUCGACUUCACAAACUCGUUGGCCACUGCUCGUUGUUUGAUCAGGCUAGAAAGUACAUCCUCGAGCACAACCACCAGGAGGAUAUUCUGGAUGCCGAAGUUGGUGACGAAUUGUCCCUUGAGCACAGCGACGAGGAUUUCGAAGCUGAAAUCGAGCAUAUCGAGACCGUGGAUAUUGCAACACUUUCGACCAAACACUCAGCUAAGCCGGGUGAUGUUGUCGUUGUUCGGGCAACAGCGAUCCCAAGCACACAUCUUGACGAAGACGACCUAGAUUGGGAUGAUGACCUCGACAGCGAUUCUACAGCAACCAGCGAUGACGACGACAAUUGGAGCGACUCGACCGACGGUGAGGACGAUGGCCAUGCACAGUCUGACCGCAAGGUCGCGGAUAUCUAUCACACAGCGAAGUCGAAAUAUCUACAUCGGAACGAUGAUCUUCUUCUGUGGUCGCAACAGCCGCAGGUAUUGACGCCUAGUCAGGCUGACAGUCUGCUCAUUGAGGCAUUUGCCUGA